GUGAUAUCAAAACACAGUAUUCCUUGUCAAUUUUACGUGUAUCAAAAAAUUUGGUUGUGAGUGAGUUUGAUUUAUUAAAAAUAAUUAUUUUUAAUAAAUUUACAGCCCAAUGACGGAAGAAAAACUUGAAAUUGAUUGGGGUGAUGAUAAAUUACUGCGUGUUCAAAGACAAACGGAGAAAAACCAAUAUGAUUUGGAAGCUUGGUCAAUUCUACUACGUGCCGCUCAAACUCGACAAGUUUCCCAAGUUCGACCACUUUACGAAAAAGUAGUAACAGUUUUCCCUGGAGCCGCUCGAUACUGGAAAAUUUAUAUAGAACAUGAGAUGAAAUCACGGAAUUUUGAAAAAGUUGAAAAGCUAUUUCAGAGAUGUUUGAUGAAGAUUUUGAAUAUAGAUCUAUGGAAAUUAUACUUAAGUUAUGUUAAAGAUACUAAAGCUGCAUUACCAAAUUAUAAAGAAAAAAUGGCUCAAGCAUACGAUUUUGCGCUAGAAAAAAUUGGCAUGGAUGUACAUUCAUACAGCAUAUGGAAUGAUUAUGUAAACUUUUUAAAAGCUGUUGAGGCUGUUGGAUCAUAUGCCGAAAAUCAGAAAAUUAGUGCUGUUCGAAAAGUAUAUCAGCGUGGAAUUAUUAAUCCAAUGUCAGGGAUGGAACAAUUCUGGAAAGAUUAUAUUGCAUUCGAACAAGCUAUAAAUCCGAUAAUUGCUGAGAAAAUGUCUAUGGAACGUGGCAGAGAUUACAUGAACGCGAGACGAGUAUCCAAAGAAUUAGAGGUCCAUACAAGGGGAUUGAAUCGGAACGCUCCAAGUGUUCCUCCAACUGGAAGUGCCGAAGAAUUAAAACAAGUUGAAUUAUGGGAAAAAUUUAUAGCGUGGGAGCGUAGUAAUCCAUUACGUAGUGAAGAUACAGCGUUAGUUACACGUCGUGCAAUGUUUGCUACCGAACAAUGUCUUUUAUGUCUAGGCCAUCAUGCAGCAAUUUGGCAUCAAGCUGCACAUUUUUUGGAACUUAGUUGUAGAGUUCUAACAGAAAAAGGCGACGUAAAUGCAGCAAAAUUAUUUAGCGAUGAAGCAGCAAAUAUUUACGAAAGAGCAACAAAUACGUUACUAAGUAAAAAUAUGCUUUUGUACUUCGCUCAUGCGGAUUAUGAAGAAGGGCGUUUAAAGUAUGAUAAAGUGCAUCAAAUUUAUCAAAAAUAUUUGGAUAUGCCCGAUGUUGAUCCAACUUUAGCUUAUGUACAGUAUAUGAAAUUUACACGACGUGCAGAAGGUAUCAAAUCUGCGCGAACAGUUUUUAAACGUGCUCGCGAAGAUAGUCGAAGUAAAUAUCAUGUAUUUGUUGCUGCUGCACUCAUGGAAUAUUAUUGUUCCAAGGAUAAAAAUAUUGCAUUUAGAAUUUUUGAAUUGGGUCUCAAAAAAUUUGGAGAUAAUCCAGAUUAUGUCUUAUGUUAUAUUGAUUAUUUAUCGCAUUUAAAUGAGGAUAAUAAUACUCGGGUACUUUUUGAACGGGUUUUAUCUUCGGGAAGUUUAGAACCUGAAAAAUCAGUGGAUAUUUGGAAUCGAUUUUUAGAAUUUGAAUCAAAUAUUGGUGAUUUAGCUAGUAUUGUUAAAGUUGAAAAACGACGCAGUGCAGUCUUAGAAAAGAUAAAAGAAUUUGCUGGUAAAGAAACUGCUCAAUUAGUUGAUCGAUACAAAUUUUUAGACCUUUAUCCAUGUUCAUCUACGGAAUUACGUAGUAUCGGUUACACAGAUGUGAUAAAUAUAACAAAACAUACAAAUUUUAUGGGUAAUAUAUUGGAAGAAGAACCAACAUUACCAAAACCUGAUGUCUCACAAAUGAUUCCAUAUAAACCAAAGAAUAAAGCAUUACCGGGUGAACAUCCGGUACCGGGUGGUACAUUCCCAUUUCCGCCAUCAGUUGCUCAUUUAUGUACUUUAUUACCACCUCCUUCAUGUUUCACUGGACCAUUUGUGGCUGUUGAUUUGUUAAUUGAUGUCUUUAAUCGCAUUCAACUACCAGAUUUACCGCCAGCGCCAACAACAGAGAAUGGAUGUGAUACAAAAUUAUUUGAAUUAGCAAAAUCAGUACAUUGGAUUGUGGAUUCUACAACAGAUAAUACAGGAGCAAAAAGACCUCGACUUUCACAAGGUGGUGGGGAUAACAGCGAUGGGGAAGAUAAACCACCACCUCCUGUACAUGAUGUAUACCGAUUACGACAAAAACAUAGAUUAAUGCAUUAAUUUUUUUCCAAUUUUUAUUCGUUUUAAAUAACAUCAGUGACGCUCUGGAGCGAUGUGGUCUUGACGUAUUAUUCCCGAAGCAAUUUUGAUAACUUCGAGUAAUAAGUUUACUUAAAAACAAAUUUGUAAAUACCCCCACCAAAAUUUUUUAAGGAAUUAUUUUUGUAUUAGUAUAAGAAAAUCAUGGGUGUAUAUUUUUUUGUUCAUACCCAUACGAAUAAAAAAACAUAAUUUUGCUCAUUGCAUGUAUACGGGAUUCUUGCGAAUACCAAAAUUUUCUAGUUUAUAUUUUUAGCAAUUUCC
Chrysoperla carnea is the source of this 2542-nucleotide messenger RNA. It is a transcript of the gene su(f), whose product is annotated as protein suppressor of forked. Gene Ontology annotation, cellular component: nucleus. Gene Ontology annotation, molecular function: mRNA binding; protein binding. The transcript has 10 exons. NCBI's taxonomy places the organism in Eukaryota, Metazoa, Arthropoda, Insecta, Neuroptera, Chrysopidae. Gene Ontology annotation, biological process: mRNA 3'-end processing. The record is from RefSeq and is a predicted model, not a curated record. The coding region runs from base 110 to 2239 and encodes 709 amino acids.